Molecule: messenger RNA, 2394 nt
Organism: Thecamonas trahens ATCC 50062
Lineage: Eukaryota; Apusomonadida; Apusomonadidae
Product: collagen triple helix
Exons: 2
Coding region: 24-2372 (782 amino acids)
Source: RefSeq, a predicted model, not a curated record
GCACCCGACUCAGAACAGCUGCCAUGUCCACAGCCCACGUCAAGGUGGGAUGGCUUGACAAGAAGGGCGGUGGGCUGAGCAAGUGGAAGCGGUGGUGGGCUACGGUCGACGGAGGUGUGGUCAAGUUCUUCACCAAAGAGUCGUCAAAGUCGCCCAAAGAGACAAGGACCAUCUCGAGUGGCUCGUUUGUGUAUGUGGAUGAUCAUCCUGGUCAGUUUAGACUCGCCCUUACUAAUGUAGGGGCCGGCGAAGAGACUCUGUUGCGGAUGGACUCGCAGGCGGAGCGGGUCUCGUGGGCCUCCGUCUUUGUGGCCAACGGCGCGUCGCCACCGGAUGGCUGGGAGGGGAUUGGCGGCUUGCGCGCUGAGGACGUGGCCAUAGCCGCGGCCGCCGCAGUCUCAGCUGGGAGCGAUUUGGCUGCAGGAAGCGGGCAAGAGACACUGCCGAUGACCGUAGGCGACGAGCUGGUGCCGUAUCUGCCGCCUGCGGCAGCGCUGUCGAUGUCGGCGCAGAUGCACGGCUGGAUCCACCGCUCGCCGUACAAUAAGCGGUCGUGGAAGAAGCGAUUUGCGGUGGUCAUGGACUCGAUGCUGUACCUUUACAAGAAAGAGAGCGAUGCUAAGCCCGAGACGGCGAUUCUGCUCUCGGGUUGGGUGGUCCUCACUUCGGAGGAGGUUGAGUCUGGCAAGAAGUUUGCGUUCAAGAUCUCCAAGUCGGGCGUGCGCCACUUGUUUUACGUGGAUUCGGAGGCAAGCACUGCCGAGUGGAUGGCGACGCUGCGCGAAGCGGUCAAGCUUGAGCUUCCGCACGAGGUGCGAUCGGUGGCGGAGCAUGUCCAGCUUGCGUUCGACUUUUCCGGCCAUCUCGACGUCUGCGAGUCCGAGAGCAGCCGCAAAUACAAGCGGCGUUUCUUUGUGCUUGCCGGCGGCAUGCUGCUCUCGUACAAGACAACCAAGGAUUCCGAGUGCGCGGACUCGAUCAUGCUCCGCGAGUACACCAUCGAGCUUGAUCUGGAGGAGAACUAUGGGUUCCGGCUCCUCUCGGUAGACGAGCGCAACCUCUACUUUCGGGCGCCUUCGGCCGACCAACAGUCGCUUUGGAUGUCGGUGCUGAACCAGGCUGCCGCCGGUUCGGCCGUCACCGUUCCGCUCUCGUCGGCUGAAAAGUCGCUUGCGCUCUCCAAGCAGAUCAAUGCUCCGACUCAGUCCGAGGUCUUCUUUGAGGCUGGCACCUCGGUGGUCCAGGUCACGCUGGUCGCCAACUGCAAGGAUGCGGUGGCGACGGUCGACCUCGAGGCAGCCAUCGCCGCCUUUCACGCCCAACUCUCCAUCUCGCGUGAGGCCUCGGUCGACUACUAUGUCGCCGUCGACAAGCCGCAGCUCAUCCACCCGUCGAUUCGCUCAGCCAUCAAGGAGCGGUCGUCGAUUGACAUUGCCGGCUCCAAGCCGGGCCUGCGCAGAUCACGGCACGGCUCGUUUGCCGCCUCGGACCUCCAGAGACUCAAGGCAUCGCGGGAGCGUACCCGGUCACGCGCUUCGACCGCCUCUGCCAGUAGCGGUGCCGACGAGGCCGAAGCCGAGGCCAAGUCCAAGCCCCCGGUGCUCGAGACCGUGGCCGAAGUCGAUACUUUACCCGAGGCUGAUCCUGCGCCCGAGGCUGAUCCUGCACCCGAGGCUGAUCCUGCGCCCGAGGCUGAUCCUGCGCCCGAGGCUGAUGCUUCACCCGAGGCUGAUCCUGUGCCCGAGGCUGAUCCUGCGCCCGAGGCUGAUCCUGCGCCCGAGGCUGAUGCUUCACCCGAGGCUGAUCCUGCGCCCAAGGCUGAUGCUUCACCCGAGGCUGAUCCUGCGCCCGAGGCUGAUGCUUCACCCGAGGCUGAUCCUGCGCCCGAGGCUGAUCCUGCACCCGAGGCUGAUCCUGCGCCCGAGGCUGAUGCUUCAUCCGAGGCUGAUCCUGCGCCCGAGGCUGAUCCUGCGCCCAAGGCUGAUCCUGCGCCCGAGGCUGAUCCUGCACCCGAGGCUGAUCCUGCGCCCGAGGCUGAUGCUUCACCCGAGGCUAAUCUUACGCCCGAAACCGAGCCCAAACCCCAGGCCGAAGCCGAGCCUGCGCUCGAGCCCACACCCCAGGCCGAAGCCGAGUCCGAGGCCGAGUCCGAACCUGAGGCCGAAUCCACAAGCUCAGCUUGUGAGCUGUCGCCAAAGUCUGCAGUGGUGGUGCCUACCGUCGCACCGCCACGAGCUCCCACGGCUGUUUCCUUCUCCUCGACAUCCGCCACAUCGGCAUCGGAUUCCUCGUCCUCUUUGACAUCAGCCUCAACUUCAGCUUCAGCCUCUGACGCUGAUCCACAUGCCGGCUCGAGUGACAAUCACCAAUGAAUGUAGUCUGCCGACUGCUGAC